This is a messenger RNA of Indicator indicator, 1587 nucleotides long. It is a transcript of the gene CHRNA2, whose product is annotated as cholinergic receptor nicotinic alpha 2 subunit. Gene Ontology annotation, cellular component: neuron projection; synapse; postsynaptic membrane. The transcript is spliced from 6 exons. Lineage: Eukaryota; Metazoa; Chordata; Aves; Piciformes; Indicatoridae. The record is from RefSeq and is a predicted model, not a curated record. Gene Ontology annotation, biological process: signal transduction; chemical synaptic transmission; monoatomic ion transmembrane transport. Bases 1 to 1587 code for a protein of 528 amino acids. Gene Ontology annotation, molecular function: acetylcholine-gated monoatomic cation-selective channel activity; transmembrane signaling receptor activity.
AUGGGGCAGCUGUCCUGUGGCAUCAUUCCCCUCGUCGCAUGGUGCUCCAUCACGUUCCAGGCAGCCUCCUGCCUGCAGGAGCAGCCCCAGGGCCAUGCCGAGGAGCGCCUCUUCAAGCGCCUCUUCACCGGCUACAACCGCUGGUCACGGCCAGUGCCCAACACCUCCGACGUGGUCAUCGUGAGGUUCGGGCUCUCCAUCGCGCAGCUGAUCGACGUGGACGAGAAGAACCAGAUGAUGACCACCAAUGUCUGGCUGAAGCAGGAGUGGAGUGACUACAAACUGCGCUGGGACCCGGCAGAAUUUGACAAUGUCACCUCCAUCCGGGUGCCAUCUGAGAUGAUCUGGAUCCCUGACAUUGUGCUCUACAACAAUGCUGAUGGGGAGUUUGCUGUGACCCACAUGACAAAGGCUCACCUCUUCUCCACUGGGAAAGUGCAGUGGGUGCCCCCUGCCAUCUACAAGAGCUCGUGCAGCAUUGACGUCACCUACUUCCCGUUCGACCAGCAGAACUGCAAGAUGAAGUUUGGCUCCUGGACCUACGACAAGGCCAAGAUCGACCUGGAGACCAUGGACCACCACGUGGACCUCAAGGAUUACUGGGAGAGCGGCGAGUGGGCCAUCAUAAACGCCAUUGGCACCUACACCUCUAAGAAGUACGACUGCUGCAGCGAGAUCUACCCCGACAUCACCUUCUUCUUCGUCAUCCGCCGCCUCCCGCUCUUCUACACCAUCAACCUCAUCAUCCCCUGCCUGCUUAUCUCCUGCCUGACUGUGCUGGUCUUCUACUUGCCCUCUGACUGCGGGGAGAAGAUCACCCUCUGCAUCUCAGUCCUGCUGUCGCUCACCGUCUUCCUGCUGCUUAUCACAGAGAUCAUCCCCUCCACCUCGCUGGUCAUCCCGCUCAUCGGCGAGUACCUCCUCUUCACCAUGAUCUUCGUCACACUCUCCAUCAUCAUCACCGUGUUCGUCCUCAACGUCCACCACCGCUCCCCCAGCACCCACACCAUGCCCCGCUGGGUGCGGACCUUCUUCCUCGACUUCAUCCCUCGUUGGCUCUUCAUGAAGCGCCCUCCAGCACUGCCUCCUCCUGAGGGGACUGCAGGACAGUAUGACCUCCCUGGAACGAGGCUCAGCACCUCCCGCUGCUGGCUGGAGACUGAUGUGGAUGACAAGUGGGAGGAGGAGGAGGAGGAAGAUGAAGAGGAAGAAGAGAAGACAUACCCCAGCCACGUGUCCCAGGCUGGUUCCCACAGCCAGGCCACUCAGUGCCGCUACAAUUGUGGGCGUCAAGCUGGGAAGGCCUCAGGGGGCUCAGCCUCCCGAGUGUCCCCCAGGGGGAAGGAGGAAGAGGAGGAGGGCUCGGACGGAAGGCUGAUGUUGUCCCCCAGCAUCCUGAAAGCCCUGGAAGGGGUCCACUACAUCGCGGACCACUUGCGAGCAGAGGACACAGACUUCUCGGUGAAGGAGGACUGGAAGUAUGUGGCUAUGGUGAUCGACCGCAUCUUCCUCUGGAUGUUCAUCAUGGUCUGCUUGCUGGGCACUGUGGGGCUCUUCCUUCCACCCUACCUGGCAGGGAUGAUCUAG